AGGAAUGGCAUAAUUGGACUAAAAGAAGCAUAUUCUGGGAACUUCCCUAUUGGAAGGACAACUUGCUAAGACACAACAUCGAUGUGAUGCACACAGAAAAAAAUUUCUUUGACAAUGUCUUCAACACAGUUAUGAAUGUUAAAGGUAAGACAAAAGAUAAUGAGAAAGCAAGAAAAGAUUUACCUUUGUAUUGUGCACGAAAAGACUUAGAGUUGAAGGCACAAGGUAACGGCCGAUUAUUUAAACCAAAAGCAAAUUACACCAUGUCAAAAGACGAGACAAGAAUAGUGUGUGGAUGGAUCAAGGAGCUUAGAAUGCCAGAUGGAUAUGCUUCUAACUUGUCCAGAUGUGCCAAUGUUCAGAACGGUACUAUUCAAGGGUUGAAGAGUCAUGAUUGUCAUGUAUUCAUGGAGACUUUCAUCCCUCUUGCGUUCAGUUGUUUGUCAAUGCACGUGUUACAUCCACUGAUAGAAAUCAGUAGCUUCUUUAAAGAUUUGUGUUGCACGACACUAAAGGAAGAUUCCCUUAAAAAGAUGGAUGAAAAUAUCCCGAUUAUUCUCUGCAAAUUGGAAAGAAUAUUCCCUCCUGCAUUCUUUGAUUCAAUGGAGCACAUUCCAAUUCAUCUUGCAUAUGAAGCUUGGCUUGGGGGACCCGUGCAGUACAGGUGGAUGUAUCCCUUUGAAAGGUUUAUGGGAGAAUCCAAACGGUCAGUUAAAAAUAAAGCUAGAGUGGAAGGCUCAAUAUGUGCAGCUUACUUGCACAGAGAGACAACUUAUUUUUGUUCACAUUAUUUCAAGAACUUCAUGUUGUCUCCCACUCAUGUCAGAAAUGAAAUGCAAUGGCAAGUUGAACCACGUGAAGGUGCAUUAUCAGUUUUCCGACAAUCAGGCCGUCACGCAGGGAAAGAAUUCACUCAUUGGUUAACUGAUGCUGAAUUCAACUCCGCUCAUGUCCAUGUCUUGAUCAAUUGCAGUGAAGUCAAGCCGUACCUUGAGUAUGUCAUCAUCCAUCUCUAAUCUAUCAAAAGGUUUAAUUGUUAUACACUAAUUAAUUUCAUUUGUACCAGCUCAUUUGUUGUGGCUGAGCAAGUCACAGAAGGAAAUACUUCUGCUAGAAUACACUCUGAGUUUCCCCAUUGGUUUAGAAAUCAGGUUUUUAAUCAGGCAUUAACUCCCACGGUUCAAGAGUUAAGACAUCUCUCCAAUUGACCAAUGAGAUGUGUCAAAGAAUGGCACACUUACUUCAUCAAUGGUUACAAAUUCCAUACACAUGAAUGGUCUAAAGGAAAGAAAACAUCAAAUUGUGGUGUGUAUGUCAAGGGCCUAACAGAGGGGUCUUAUGAUGAUUUCUACGGCAUCAUUCAUAAAAUAUAUGAGUUAGAGUACAACAACACUACUUCUCCAAACAGAGUGGUACUGUUUUAUUGUGAAUGGUUUGAUCCUUCUAGAGCUGGUACUAGAGUCGAUCCACGCUUUAAUAUUGUCGAACUGAACCAGAGAUUAAGAUAUGGGCCUUUUGAUCCUUUCAUUCUACCAUCUAAUGUCAGACAGGUUUAUUAUGUGCCAUAUCCACCAUUUCGCAAUAUUGACAAGCGUGGUUGGGCCGUAGCAAUACAAACGAAGCCUAGAGGUCGCAUAGACUCAAAUGAAGUUGAGGAAGAUGUAGCCUACCAACUUGACCAAAUGUCACAACCACAAGAAAUUAUCGAAGUUGAACGUAUAACCGCAUUGGUCGACCCUGAUGGUGAUGGAGAUGAAUUAGAAGCAACAAUACAAGGUGAUGAAGAACAAGAGGAAGAAGAAGAAGAAGAAGAAGAAGAAGAAGAAGAUGAAGAAGAACAAGAAGAAGAAGAUGAUGAUGAUGAUGACGAUGAAGAAGAAGAACAAGAAGAAGAAGACGAUGCUGAAGAUGAAGAUGAAUAUGAUGAUGAUGAUGAUGAUGAUUGAAUGUUGAACAUCUAUUGUAGCAAAUUGGACUAUCAUUUCAUUACCAUUAUCUAAAAUACCAUCUUUAAGUUGUAUGCAAUUACUUAUACAUUGACUUUGAAAACAAUUGUUCCUUCUUUAUUUAUUUAUAUUUUUUCGCUUUAUUUGUAACCAUUUGAAUGCAGUAAUGACAGGACAAGGUUAAGAGCGUCCUGAUAAAGGAAAAGGGGUACCAAGGCCUACAAAGAGGCAACGACAGGCACCAAAGUAUGUACUUAGGGUGCCUGCUAGACUACCUACCACUGCUCCUGGUAGUACAUCAUCUGUGGGGCCUCCUCCUACCCCUAGUAUACAGACUCCUACACCUGCAGUAGACCCUACUCCUCCUCCUGCAGUACACCCUUCUACUACCACUGCAGUAGACCCUUCUCAUACUCCUGCAGCACACCCUUCUACAACCCCUGCAGCAGACCCUCUUCCUCCUCCUAUUAUUGCCACCCUCACU
Molecule: messenger RNA, 2430 nt
Organism: Vigna angularis (adzuki bean)
Lineage: Eukaryota; Viridiplantae; Streptophyta; Magnoliopsida; Fabales; Fabaceae
Exons: 2
Coding region: 1212-1946 (244 amino acids)
Source: RefSeq, a predicted model, not a curated record